Phragmites australis (common reed) is the source of this 1343-nucleotide messenger RNA. Its product is annotated as protein transport protein SEC13 homolog B-like. Gene Ontology annotation, molecular function: structural molecule activity; protein binding. Gene Ontology annotation, biological process: protein import into nucleus; COPII-coated vesicle budding. The transcript has 2 exons. The record is from RefSeq and is a predicted model, not a curated record. Gene Ontology annotation, cellular component: nuclear pore outer ring; COPII vesicle coat. Bases 189 to 1106 code for a protein of 305 amino acids. Lineage: Eukaryota; Viridiplantae; Streptophyta; Magnoliopsida; Poales; Poaceae.
GAAGCGGAGGUCUCUUCUCCCCUCUUCCCACGUGCUCAUUUGCGUUGCGGCCGCCUCUCCUGAACCGCUCCCUCUCGUCCCGCCCUUCCCCGUGUCCAUCUCCGGCCGCCUUCCCUUGCAUCUGGCCGCGCCGCCUUCAGGCAGGUUCAGAAGCUUUGGGCGUGCCAGGUUCAUAGCUCGUUUGCAAGAUGCCUCCCCUUAAGAUCGAGGCUGGACACCAGGAUGUGGUCCACGACGUCGCCAUGGAUUACUACGGGAAGCGCAUCUCGACGGCUUCCUCGGACAACACCAUAAAGAUCGUCGGCGUCAGCGGCACCACGCAUCAGCAUCUGGCCACCCUGAGCGGGCACCAGGGGCCGGUCUGGCAGGUCGCGUGGGCUCAUCCUAAGUUCGGCUCCUUGCUUGCGUCCUGCGGCUAUGACGGCCGUGUGAUCAUAUGGAAGGAAGGGAGCAAACCUGAUGAAUGGGUUCAGGUGCAUACUUUUGGUGAGCACAAGUCCUCCGUCAACUCCAUUGCGUGGGCGCCUCAUGAGCUCGGGUUAUGCUUGGCUUGCGGUUCGUCUGACGGGAACAUUUCGGUAUUCACGGCUCGCGCUGAUGGAGUAUGGGACACUACACGCAUCGAUCAGGCGCAUCCAGUGGGGGUGACAUCGGUUUCUUGGGCUCCAGCAAUGGCCCCUGGUGCUCUGAUCACUACCGGACCUUCUGGUCAGUUUGAAUAUGUUCAGAAACUUGCAUCUGGUGGCUGUGAUAACACAGUUAAAGUUUGGAAGCUGCACAAUGGAAGUUGGAGGAUGGAUUGCUUCCCUGCCCUUCAGAUGCACAAGGACUGGGUGAGGGAUGUAGCCUGGGCUCCAAACCUUGGCCUUCCGAAGUCUACCAUUGCCAGUGCAUCUCAGGAUGGAACUGUUGUUAUUUGGACUGAGGCGAAGGAAGGUGAGCAAUGGGUAGGCAGGAUUUUGCAUGACUUCAAAACCCCUGUGUGGAGGCUGUCAUGGUCGCUGACUGGGAAUAUUUUGGCUGCUUCUGAUGGUAAUAACAAUGUGACCUUGUGGAAGGAGGCUGUUGAUGGUGAAUGGCAGCAAGUGACGACUGUUGAGCUCUAGGUGUUCAGAUUACUUGGUGUUGCCAGUCAUAUUAUGAUUGCUGACUAUUCUCUAAUUUUGAUGUAUGGUAGUUUUCAAGAUAUUGGACUUCCCUAACAUCAGAGCUCUUCCUUUGUUCCCUUUGUAAUUGCUAUGCUUCUAUUGUCUCCGGUAAUCUGUAUUUUGGCUGGCAAACAGUUCUGACAAGAACAACUUCUACUGGAAUGGAAGCAGAAAUUCGGAGUCAUCUUUUUCGUA